AAAGUGCAGUGGUAAUUGAAACCGUCAAAGUCCGUUGCAUACUGAGAGGCAGACGCGACAUGGGAGACGUUCCCCCUGAAGACGCUACGGGAGGAGAAGAGACGCCUUCCAGGGAGCCCUCCCUUUUCGACAAGGCUAGCGUAUCCGCUGGAGGGCAGAUCUAUACGGACACGGAACUAGGACAAUACUUUUAUGGAGGGCGGGGCUAUCUGUCCCAGUAUGGGUGGUACAUUGUCCUGGUGGUGGUGUGUGUGGGGGUCGUGUGGAUGAAACUAGGCCCAGCGGUGAAGGGCUGGUGGGCCAAGAGGAAGCAGAGGGAGGAAGAACUCAACUUUGACCCAGUAAAGGCGGAACAGCACGAGGACGGUCUCCUGCGUGCCCGCGAGAGGAUGCAGAGGUUGCAGGACGAGAGAGCUGCCGAACACCAGCAGAAGGCAGAGGAGAGAUCAGCGGAGGAGAGAGACGAGAAGAUUAAUCAGUGGGAGACAUUUGGUGUCGUCGGCAAAUCCAAGAAAACUAAACCCAGCGCUCCCCCCCCCUCCCGGAGAGACUAUUUCCCCAUGUCAGGUCACGGAGGAGGUGGAGGGUACAGACCUGCCCGACGAAAUGUCGGAGGUGGUGGAUGAGGCUAACUCCACACACAUGCUAUAUACGCUGCAAGCAGUCUCGUUUCUCUGCUGAGCUAGUGUGUGUGUGUGUGUGUGGUGUGUGUGUGUGUGUGUGUAUCGGGCCCCAACAACUGUCAUACAACCCUCAGACAGCAGCAUGGGACAAUGAUGGCAUCUUUGUAAACCAGAUAAUAUGGGAAAGAUGUCUGAUGUUCUUAUUUUCCCGUGCAAUCAAUUUCAAACCACAAUUUUUACUGG
Molecule: messenger RNA, 866 nt
Organism: Geodia barretti
Lineage: Eukaryota; Metazoa; Porifera; Demospongiae; Tetractinellida; Geodiidae
Source: the annotation of a GenBank genome assembly